AUUAAAUCAAUACCUACCCACCCCUGACUGUUAUUUUAUUUUGACAAAAAAUCAACGUCAAAUCGAAUUAUUACAUAUUUUUAAAUUUUACUCGGAAAUAGUUUUUGUGAAGAAAAUGGAGUCCACAUGGUAUUUAUUCCCUGGUCAAACGUUGGAAAACACAAAAAUCUCGGACAGAGCUCGUGCUCUGCAUAUGACCCAGUCGUCUUUAGACGAAAUCAAAAGCCACAUAAACAGACAAAAGCUACUUCAAGAAGUGGUUGAUAGAGAAGCUGCUGUAAAAAAGUACUUAAAAGAUGGUUCAAGAAAUAUGACAGAAAGUUGGCCAAAUUCUUUAGAGAACGUACGUAAACGUAAAGAAAAAGAACGCCUAGAACUAAUAGAACAGAGAAAAGAAGAACGAGAACGCAGGUUUUUUCAACUACGAAAGGAACAAGAAGAAAUACGAAAGGCAUAUAUGGAAAAAGUAAAAAAACAAAUUUAUAUGACUACAGGACAUGCCAGAGAUCUGACCAGUGCUCUAUUGACGUCAGAAGUACUUUUCGAGAGGCAAAAGCAGCAAGAGUUUCAGGAAAAAAUUAAAAUACACGAAAUAGAAGAAGAGAAAAUUUAUGCGGAAACCCAGAAAAAAUUAGCUGAAGAAGAGGCUGUAGCCAAAGAAGAAAAAAAACAGAAAAUACUAGAAAAAGAAAAAAAGCAUUUUGAAGAAUUAAAAAUAAUAGUUGCAGAAAAAAAUACAGCCAAAAAAGCAGCAAAAGAAGAAAAAAUCAAAAAGGAAGCCUUAGACAAUAUAGAAGCCGUAAAAGAAGAAGAAAUAUUCAAGAAAAUUAUUCUGGAAGAUAAACUCCAAAGAAAAAAACAACUAUUUGAAGAAAGAAAAACAUAUUUACGUGAGCAAAAAGAACGCGAAGCACAAACACUUAAGGAACAAAAAGAAUUAGACGAAGUAAUUCAAAUAUAUACAGACACAAAACAUAAUAUUGAUUGCAUGAGAAAAGCACGAGAAAAAGAACUAAGAGACAAUGCCGUUAAACUAAGAGAAAAAAUUGCUGCAAUGGUAAUGGCUGAAGAAAUGGACAAAUCAGCCGCUGAAGAACUAAUCCUAAAGAAAGCAAUAAAAGAAAAAGAAGCAGCAGAAAUCGAAAAAAACAAAGCCAAGCAAGAAUAUGACAAGAAAAUGAAAGAAGAAAUAAUCAAAAACCGAGAAGAAGUACUAGCUAGAGAAGAAGAACGAAAGCAAAAGGAAAACGAAAUUAAAAAAUGGGAAUUAUUGAAUCGAUUCAAAACAGACCAAUACAUGAAAAUCUACGAAGACCAAAAGAAGCGUAAGCUAUGGCAUGACAUUAUAAAAUACAGGCAAGAAUUGUGCGAGCAAAUAGAAGAAAACAAAAUUCAGGCGAUAACAGAAAAAAUGAUCGACGACGCAUUAUCCAGAACCUCAGUCAAAGGCGACGACGCGAAAUUCUUCAAAUACGCCAACGAGGUACUGGAAAUGGCCAAGCGAAAAAAACGAAACACUAAACCCAUUGAAAGAGUCAUCACGAAGUAUAUCAAAGAGACAAAUGUGGAUCCAAACGAAUUUAUUGAUGGCGAUAAGGAUUCGUUUAAAACACUAGACAAUUUGAUUUCCAAGAAAUCACAACGAAAAUCGAGACCUUGCAAGUGUGUUUAUGCAAAGAAAUCAUAAUUCAUUGAAUGAGUGUUUUAUAGGUAUUUUGUAGUCUAAUGCGAAAAGUGUCACUAUUUUUUUCCACUUUUCGUUAAAUAAAUCUUAUACAGCAUUAUGUGUACUUAAAUAGUUUUUUUCUAUGACUAUUGAAU
This is a messenger RNA of Ceutorhynchus assimilis (cabbage seed weevil), 1821 nucleotides long. The record is from the annotation of a GenBank genome assembly. Lineage: Eukaryota; Metazoa; Arthropoda; Insecta; Coleoptera; Curculionidae.